Molecule: messenger RNA, 1020 nt
Organism: Naumovozyma castellii
Lineage: Eukaryota; Fungi; Ascomycota; Saccharomycetes; Saccharomycetales; Saccharomycetaceae
Gene: TRR1
Product: thioredoxin-disulfide reductase TRR1
Exons: 1
Coding region: 1-1020 (339 amino acids)
Source: RefSeq, a predicted model, not a curated record
AUGAAAGGAACACAACUUCACCACCCUCUCAUUCACAUCCACCACAGCAACAACGACAAAAUGGUUCAUCACAAGGUCACUAUCAUCGGGUCAGGCCCAGCAGCACACACAGCCGCUAUCUACUUGGCCAGAGCAGAAAUCAAACCCACAUUAUACGAAGGUAUGAUGGCUAACGGGAUCGCAGCAGGGGGUCAGUUGACCACCACCACCGAGAUCGAGAACUUCCCUGGGUUCCCUGAUGCCUUGACUGGUUCUGAGCUUAUGGACAGAAUGAGAGCCCAAUCUGUCAAGUUCGGUACCGAUAUUAUCACUGAAACCAUCUCCAAAGUGGACUUGUCCUCGAAGCCAUUCAAGUUAUGGACUGAAUUUAACGAGGAUGAGGCUCCCGUCACCACAGAUGCCAUUGUGCUAGCCACUGGUGCUUCUGCCAAGAGAUUGCAUUUGCCUGGUGAAGAAACUUACUGGCAACAAGGGAUCUCAGCAUGUGCUGUCUGUGAUGGUGCCGUUCCCAUCUUUAGAAAUAAGCCAUUAGCCGUCAUUGGUGGUGGUGAUUCUGCAUGUGAAGAAGCUCAAUUCUUGACCAAAUAUGGUUCUAAAGUCUACAUGAUUGUGAGAAAGGACCAUUUACGUGCCUCCACUAUUAUGCAAAGACGUGCUGAAAAGAAUGCAAAAAUUGAAAUUCUCUUCAACACUGUCACUUUGGAAGCCAAGGGUGAUGGUAAGUUCUUGAAUGCCUUGAGAAUUAAGAACGUGAAGGACGAAAAGGAGAGUGAUCUUGCCGUCAAUGGGUUAUUCUACGCUGUGGGCCACACCCCAGCCACCAAGAUCGUGGAAGGACAAGUCGACACUGACAGUGCUGGCUACAUCAAGACUGUUCCAGGUUCUUCCUUGACAUCUGUACCAGGGUUCUUUGCCGCUGGUGAUGUCCAAGACUCCAGAUACAGACAAGCUAUCACUUCUGCCGGGUCCGGUUGUAUGGCCGCCUUGGAUGCUGAAAGAUACUUGACUGAAUUAGAGUAG